Messenger RNA from Spinacia oleracea (spinach), 336 nucleotides. RefSeq lists its product as uncharacterized. Bases 1 to 336 code for a protein of 111 amino acids. Lineage: Eukaryota; Viridiplantae; Streptophyta; Magnoliopsida; Caryophyllales; Amaranthaceae. The transcript is spliced from 2 exons. The record is from RefSeq and is a predicted model, not a curated record.
AUGCCUACCUACUCAAGGUUUCUCAAGGAAAUCUUGAGUGGGAAGCGGGAUUGCGACGUAAAGGAGACUGUGAACCUCACCGAGAAUUGUAGUGCUAUCAUUCUCAACCAAAUGCCACCCAAACUCAAAGACCCGGCCAACAUCACCUUGCAACUUGCUGACCGUUCGGUCAAGUACCCUAUUGGCAAGGUUGAGGAUGUUCCCUUAGUUGUUGGCGAGCUUACUUUCCUUGUGGAUUUCGUCGUCUUGGACAUUGAUGAGGAUGCCCAUACCCCCAUUAUCUUGGGGAGGCCAUUUUUGGCCACCGCGGGUGCUCUUAACGAUGUGCAAGAAUGA